This is a messenger RNA of Funneliformis mosseae, 705 nucleotides long. NCBI's taxonomy places the organism in Eukaryota, Fungi, Glomeromycota, Glomeromycetes, Glomerales, Glomeraceae. The record is from the annotation of a GenBank genome assembly.
AUGGUGAAUACUCAUAAUAUUCAUUCUCAUCCUAUAACUCCACUUGCAGACAAAGUGCGUGAUUUAAAAUUUGGAUAUUUGAUUAUCGGAGGAAUAAUCAUCAUUUCUAGUAUCCCACCAAUUCCAGGGUAUGGAUCAUUUGUACUUAUUUGUGGAUACAUAUAUGGGUUCCCUCUUGGAUUUAUACCGGCAUUCAUUUCUGCUUUGCUUGGCGCAACUGUUAGCUUUUAUUUAUGUCGAACAAUUUGUCUUGGCUAUGCUAGAAAACUUUCUAAAAAACAAAGCAACUUUCAAAAAUUAUCAUUGGCCAUAGAAGAAGGUGGAUUAAAGAUAAUCAUUUUAAUAAGAUUAUGCCCUUUUCCAUUUACUUGGUCAAAUGCAUUUUUUGGUACAAUCCAAUCUAUUAGUUUUUGGAAAUUCUUUAUAGCCACAGCUUUAAGUUUGCCAAAAUUAUUAAUAUUUGUAUUCAUGGGUUCAAGAUUUCGUAAUUUAGCUGAAGAAAUGGAUUCAACUUCUCGUAUAAUUAAUUAUGUUACAAUAGGGGUCGGUAUCAUAAUAUUUUGCUUUGCAGCUUGGUAUAUCUAUAAUAAAAUGAAUACAAUCGUUGAAAAUGCUGCUGCUAAAAGAUUCAUUCAAAAAGACGAUAUGGCAAGUAAAGAUAACCUUGUUAGAUUUGGGGAUGUGGUUGAUGAAGAAAGUUCAUGA